AUCACCUUUGCGCCUCAGUUUCCUCAUCGUCCUCUCUUUGCGCCUCUAUAUAUUGGGUGAUAACUGAACUCCGAUCUCAACUAGUAAACUAUUCUCAAUCGAAGACACAGACGUUUCACCAUUACCACAUAUACGUAUAUAGACACGGACGCCCAUAUACAUUACUGAUAAUAAUUCCGGAGUCUAUUUCAUCGAAGGGCAAAAGGAUUAAAGAAAGGGAAGAGUGAAAGCAAGAAUCGAUGGGGAAGAGAAAAGAGCGCCGCCUGGCAGCUUUAAAUAACGCUGGUCGCCGUGUCAAGCUCGAUCUUUUUGUGGAACCCUCUGGAGAGUUGGGUGGCUCCAUUGUGCAUGAAGAAGUUGGAGGGGAUCCAAAAGACACUGCUGUGUUACCCAAUUCACCAUCUUCUUCAGGAGAACCGCCGGAGAAUCCUUUACUCUUACUUGGGCAAUAUAGCGAUGAUGAUGUGGAUGAGGAAUUGGAUAAGGGACUUAAUCAUGCUAUUAUCACAGAGAGUCCCUCUGUUCUUAACGAUGCUCAGGUUGAGGAGCUACCUGCUGAAGGAUGCAAAGAAAUGGAUGCUGAUAUAGAUGAAAGCAUUGCUGCACAGAAAGUUGGCCAGCAACAUAUAGAGAGAGAUUCUGUUCUGCAGCAUGUCUACAGUAGACAGGAAGAUGAUGAUACUAAAGAAACUGAUGCUGCUGGGUUAGAUGAUUCAUGUAAAGAAAUGCAUCAUGCACCACAAAAUUUUGCUCCUGGAAUUUCAGAGGUUCAGAUUACUGGAGAGGUCAGUUCAAGCUGGAAGAUGGUAAUGCAUGAGGAGACCAACCAAUACUACUAUUGGAAUACAGAAACCGGGGAAACAUCUUGGGAAAUACCAGCUUUUUUUGCCCAGUCAACUGAAUCGACUCUCGAUUGCAAAUCUCCUCUAACCAGGAAUGUGGAAUCUGCAUCUGUUGGUACACACAAUACUGGUUCAGGUUUAGGAGAUGAGCUGGACAACUCUUCAGCUGCACAAAGCAAUAGCUUAGUGUGCACCAAUUUGAUCACUCAAAGCGAAGUGGAUGGUAACGGACCCCAGACAGCUGAUUUGGCUGGGGAAUACAAGACUGAAGCUCUGAAAGAUAAAAAUUUGGUUCCUAAAGCCAGCAAAAUUGAAAUUCAGAGUAGCUUGGACACAAUUAAUGUUGUUUCAAAUAACUCUGUAAAUGACGAUUUGGCUAGUAACAGAGAUAAAACAGGGAUUGAUCUUUCCACUUAUCUGGUGACACGAAGUGAGUCCUUGUUGGAGAGAUUGAAGUCACUGAAAGGGUCUCAGGGCAAUUCACAAGCACAUGGCUGGCUGUCAAAAUACAUGUUAGAAGUUGAGAUUAGACUUUCUGAUUUUACGGCACUCUUAUCACAUGGGUCAUCCUUGCUUCCGUUUUGGGUUCAUUCUGAAAAGCAGCUCAAGCGCUUGGAAGAGGCCAUUAAUGAUGAAAUUUACCAACUUGCAAAAUCUGCUGUUAUGGAUGAAGUUGAGGAAACUCAUAUGUCUGCAUCAAUAGGAAAGCACAAGUCACAUGAAAGCAGUUCAGCCGGUAAUGAAGCUAAUGGAAUUGAUGUCAACCAGCAAGACCAUUCAUAUCCAACUGCAGGGAACCCACUUGUGGUUCUAAAUGAUGAUUCGACCGUCCUACCACCUCUCGAUGAGGAAUGGAUACCUCCCACCCCCACUGAUAAUGAGCAAAUUCCUCCACCCCCACCUGAUAAUGAGCAAAUUCCUCCACCACCGCCUGAUAAUGACCAAGUUCCUCCACCUCCGUCUGAUGAGCUUCAAGAACCUUCUUAUCCUCCGUUACCAUCUUAUAUGGAGACAGGGCAACCUGUCACUUAUGCUGAACAAUACUGUUUAGCUUAUUCAGACCCCAAUAUUCAAUAUUAUGGACAUUCAGUUGCCGAUGUUUCUAGUAGUAAUUUUUACGGACACGCAGAUGGAUCUCAAGUUGCUGUACCUGAUGCAUCACUUUAUUAUGGAAUCGUUCCCAACACUUAUGGUGAAACUGCUAAUGCCAUGGUUAAUACUGUUCAGGCUGUAGCCUAUUAUGAUUUUAAAACAGGAGGAGUUCUGCCUGCAACUGUUGAUGGCAAUGCAGAAUCUUUACAAUUUCAGAAGGAUUCUGCUCCUGUCAGUUACAAUGUUGUUACCUUAGGAUCUGCUGAUUCCACUGCCAUAACAAUGAAGGUUAAUGUUUCAACUGCUGAUGGUGGGGAUGUAGUAGCUGCAACAAUUCCUUGUACUUCAGCUACUAUUCAAGCUCCUGCAACUGUUUCAGUUAAAGAUAGUGUUAGUUCUGAAUCAACCAAUGUCAUUAUCACUUCUGCUGCUGGCACAUCAUCAUCUGCAAAGGUCCAGUCUAAAGUUCUGCGUGGUAAAAAAAGGACUGUACCCGUGGCACCAUCCUUGAGGUCUAACAAGAGGGUCUCUGGUUUGGUGGACAAGUGGAAAGCGGCCAAAGAGGAGCUUAAUGAGAUUGAAGAUGAUGAGCCUGAAAACUUGUAUGAGAUUCUAGAGAAAAAGCGACAAAGGGAAAUUGAGGAAUGGCAUGCUAAGCAGAUCGCCAGUGGAGAGGCCAGAGGCAAUGCUAAUUUUCAACCACUAGGUGGUGACUGGCGGGAGAGAGUAAAGAGAAGGAGAGCUCAAGCAGCAGCCAAGGAAACAGCAGAAAUUGCACCAGAAGUGCGUAGUAAUGAAACCCAGCAGCCUGAUUUAGCAGAAUUCUCAAAAGGUCUCCCGUCAGGAUGGCAGGCUUACUGGGAUGAAACCUCAAAACAAGUCUAUUAUGGAAAUGCAAUGACCUCGGAGACGACC
This is a messenger RNA of Carica papaya (papaya), 2849 nucleotides long. Lineage: Eukaryota; Viridiplantae; Streptophyta; Magnoliopsida; Brassicales; Caricaceae. The record is from RefSeq and is a predicted model, not a curated record.